This is a messenger RNA of Eurytemora carolleeae, 1969 nucleotides long. RefSeq names its product transcriptional adapter 2-beta. Gene Ontology annotation, cellular component: SAGA-type complex; nucleus. NCBI's taxonomy places the organism in Eukaryota, Metazoa, Arthropoda, Copepoda, Calanoida, Temoridae. The coding region runs from base 14 to 1342 and encodes 442 amino acids. The record is from RefSeq and is a predicted model, not a curated record. The transcript has 6 exons. Gene Ontology annotation, molecular function: transcription coactivator activity; zinc ion binding; chromatin binding. Gene Ontology annotation, biological process: chromatin remodeling; regulation of transcription by RNA polymerase II.
AAAACUAAUUCAGAUGACAAAUAUAAAACUUAGAUUUAUGUAUAUUUUCUCUCAAAUUCUAUUUUCAGAUCUAAAUAUGUCUUCUGGUAAAAAGAAGGGUAUACAAUGUGCCUGCUGCGGAUCCGACUGCUAUGAAAGUGCUGAGCUCCGGGUAGUUUGUGUUGAAUGCGAACCAGAGAUGGAUAUUUGUCUAGAUUGCUUUGCAGGAGCUGUUACAGUUGGUCAACAUAGACCAUACCAUAAAUACAGGUUUGAGGAGAGCACCAGGUUUCCUAUUCUAACUGGAGACUGGAAUGCUGGAGAACUGUUCCAGCUUCUGGAAGGAAUAGAACAGUUUGGAUACGGGAAUUGGAACGAUGUAUCACGUGAUGUUGGAACCAAGGGUCCGACUGAAUGCAGGGAUGCUGUUAAUCAAAGUUUUGUCGAUGGACCGAUAGGAAGCAGAACCUAUGAGGAGAAGAAUAGAGGAAAUGCUGUAGAUCACACACCUAAACCUGCUCCUACUGCAGGGAAGAAGGAAACAGAUUUAUCUAUAAAUGAUAUGCUGGCUCUAGGCUGGUUACCAAACAGGGACGAGUUCGAGGUUGAGCACUGUAACGAGGCUGAAACCCUAGUUUCCUCCCUGGACCAGGGGAAAAACGACGAGGUGGAGGACGAGGUUGAAUCCGCUCUCAAACUAUCCCAGGUUGAGAUGUAUCAAGCUAAACUCAAGGAUAGAGAACGUAGAAGACAGACUGCAGCAGACCAUGAUCUCAUUACACAAUUUUUUAUAGAACAAAAUACAUAUAAACCAAAGAAGAAAGACGGAAAACCUGAUCUUUUAGAUAGAUUAAAACUUGUUUCGAACUUUCAAACAGUUCCAGAACACAAGACGUUCAUGUCAAACAUGGGUCGGGAGAAGGAAUUAAAGUCAAGGAUAAAAGAACUGAAUAGAUAUAGAAAAAAUGGAGUGACCCGGAGCAAGGACGGAGAAGAAUUUGAUUUACAAAGAUUGCGGCGGAAUAAAAUAAAAACGGAGCGUAAGAAAGCUUUAGAGGCGGGCAUUGAUAUCCCGCCCUCACUGCUGGAGCAUCCUCAGGGUGGGAUAGAUCUAGAUACAAUUACUAAUAUUUCAAUUCUUCCAGGAUAUGAUUUACUGUCAUUAAAUGAGAAGCGCCUCUGCUCUAGCCUUCGUCUUCAUCCAAACUUGUAUAAUGCCUACAAAACCUGCAUCAUCCGGGAUAAUGCAAUGAAGAGAAGAGGACACAUUAUCCGUCCUUCCAACCCCUCCGGACUAGAUAAACUACAUAGAAAGAAGAUAAUGAACUUCCUUCUCCAGUCUGGCUGGAUAUCAGCAUACUAAAUUACACAGAGUACAAAGAGGCUGAACCUCGGGAUUUUUAUUGUUUACAGAAUCAAUAUAUCAAUAAUGCAAGUAAAAAAGUGUUCAGAAAAUCCGAGUUUGGUAGCAUUGGACUUGAUAAAAGAAGGCUCUUUGACACCGACCGGUUUUUGUCAUAAUGAUUUUUAUCAAAUUCAUUUUUGUUUUAAUUUACAUAGAGUGUAUCUGUAUAUUGUAUACUAUUAUUAGUUUUAGAAAGACUAAACUAAACAAAAGUGGGUUUUUGUGUGAGAAUCCUUCUAAUACGCUUGAUUUUUUGAAACUUAAAUUUGAGGAUAAAUGGUAGAUUCCUUCAUUUUAGUCAUCCCUGCAGGGUACAACCACCACGGGACAUUUAAGAUGCAUUAAGUUAAUCCGCGGGAAUACAUUAGAUGGAGUUCAACGUUUGAUCCCGAUAUUCACAACACUUUUGACUUCAAAAUUAUUUUUUUCUUUCUAUUUUACAGAUUAAUUAAGCCUAAUAUUCUUAAAGCUGGAGGCGCAAAAUCUUAGUUUUACUAAAAAUUAGCAUCAUUUUGUCAACAAAAUAUGUAUGUAUAGCUUUGCUCGAUCUUGUAAUGAUUUUAUUAUUUAAAUAUUUAAAUUUAC